ACAAAGAAAAUUUUGAGAGAGAGUGUGUUAACUACAAAAAAUAUUAUCAAUUUAUAUAAGUUAUUAAGAUUUUUCUUUUUAAAGACAUAAAAAAUAAUUAAGACUCUAAAAUAUUAACUUCCUAUUUAUUUAUCAGUAUUUUUAAAUUUCACGGCAUUUUAUGAAAGUUUUGUUUGAGUUUUUUAUUCAUUGUUAUAAAACGUGUAAUAAGUGUAAUAACAAUAAAUUUCAAAGAAAUUUUAAACAAACUUUUCUAAACUGUAAUAAUGGUUGAAAAUUUAAACAAAAAUGAUUAAAAUAGCGAUUCCUAUACUUGUUUGUUUUUUCUUCAGUAUGACUAUUGGGAAUGAACAAGAAAUACAAGAAUGUUCAAGACAAAUUUAUAUGACAAAUGGUGUGAUAUUUUCAUUGAAAGAUGAAGAACAAGAUAAACUAAUGAAACUGUUUAUUGAGAAUUUUACUUAUGAAGAAAUUUUAAAGUUCCUUAUUUUACCAGAUAUAACAAAUUACGAACCCGUCUAUUAUAGUAAUGUAGCUUUUGAUUUAAUUGACCAAGAAAACAUUAUUCAAGAUUUAAUUUUGAGAGCUAUUCCAGGGAUUAACUUUGACAAAUUUUAUACAAACAAAUAUUUCCAUUUGGAAGACUACACGUUGCUAAAAACUUUUCGAAAUAUUGACAUAGCUUUAAAAUUGUUGAGUAGAGCAUACCGUUUUACAUUUGGAAAUAAUAAAAAUUGUGUAGAAGAUGGCAUAAUAAAAUGCAAAAUAAUAGCUUUAUUAAAAAAAACGAAGAAUAACAAUAUUCAACAUCAAAACUAUCGUUGUACUAAAGACGAAUAUUGUGUAAUUAAAACAGUUUACAAUGAUGGCAAUAUAACUAUUAAAAGAUAUUUUGACGAGUAUUAUGAGCCUUGGAAUGAAUACGCUGCUGUUACAAUAGUUAAUGAUAAAAUAACGUAUGAUUUUUUCGGAAAUCUAGAUUAAACAAAAAAAAGUUAUUUUAUGUAUAAAACAAGAGUGAAUAAUAUAAAUAUAAAUAAAAGUAAUCAAAACACAUUA
Molecule: messenger RNA, 1059 nt
Organism: Daktulosphaira vitifoliae (grape phylloxera)
Lineage: Eukaryota; Metazoa; Arthropoda; Insecta; Hemiptera; Phylloxeridae
Exons: 10
Coding region: 289-984 (231 amino acids)
Source: RefSeq, a predicted model, not a curated record